UCGAAUAAAGGAUAUGAUUAGCCGUGGAGGGGAGAAGAUUUUCCCAGCUGAGGUCGAGCGGUUUCUCUACACUCAUCCAAAAGUGACAGAGGUGCAGGUUGUUGGUGUGAAAGAUGAGAGGAUGGGGGAGCAGGUUUGUGCCUGUAUAAAGGUGGCAGAGGGAGAGCACUGCACUGAGGAGGAAAUCAAGGCGUACUGCAAAGACCAGAUAUCCUACUUCAAGAUCCCACAUUACGUAAUGUUUGUAGAAAGUUAUCCACUCACUGCCUCUGGAAAGAUCCAGAAAAAUAAACUGCGUGCAGAAAUGGAGAAGAGGCUGGGACUGUGAUGUGAUGACUGUCAAACGAGGAACCUACACACCUGCCAGUCUUAUGCACUUGUUUAACAUAUGAAUGUCUCGACGUCUCAUUAAUAGGUGUUAUACUUUAUUGGACAAACCGUUUGAUCAUGAUAUUAUUUGAAACAUUGUACAAUAUGUAAAAUUCACUCUCUCAAAACAUGCCAUAAAG
This is a messenger RNA of Trichomycterus rosablanca, 509 nucleotides long. Its product is annotated as medium-chain acyl-CoA ligase ACSF2, mitochondrial-like. Lineage: Eukaryota; Metazoa; Chordata; Actinopteri; Siluriformes; Trichomycteridae. The record is from RefSeq and is a predicted model, not a curated record. Gene Ontology annotation, biological process: fatty acid metabolic process. Gene Ontology annotation, molecular function: medium-chain fatty acid-CoA ligase activity. Bases 14 to 328 code for a protein of 104 amino acids. The transcript is spliced from 4 exons.